This is a messenger RNA of Ambispora gerdemannii, 351 nucleotides long. The record is from the annotation of a GenBank genome assembly. NCBI's taxonomy places the organism in Eukaryota, Fungi, Glomeromycota, Glomeromycetes, Archaeosporales, Ambisporaceae.
AUGAGCGGUCUUCGUGCCGAAGUCGAUGAUGCUCGCCAGGCUGCAGAUCAAGCAAAAGCCGAUGUAAAAAGACUUGAAGAAACACUGGGACAGAAAGAACAAGAACUUACUUCUCUCCAGAACAAGGCCUCCGUUCUUGAGAGUGAUUUGGAUGCAGCUGAAAAAUCUUUAAGGGAAACAACAGAAAAGCUCCGUGCCACCGAACUCGAAAAAGAGCAUUUGGAACGAAAAUUAUCAAAUAGUGAGACUCAACGUGGGGACUUAGAAAAGAAAAUCGAGGACCUUAAGGCCGAGAAUCAGAAAGCUAAGCAAGAACUGGAUGAAGCCAUGGCCUCUCUAGAGGGUUUGUAA